Molecule: messenger RNA, 4101 nt
Organism: Anguilla rostrata (American eel)
Lineage: Eukaryota; Metazoa; Chordata; Actinopteri; Anguilliformes; Anguillidae
Gene: rbm33a
Product: RNA binding motif protein 33a
Exons: 19
Coding region: 179-3961 (1260 amino acids)
Molecular function (GO): RNA binding
Source: RefSeq, a predicted model, not a curated record
CCCAGAGUGCAUCACUGCCCACAAUGACUGUCCGCCAUGUUGCGAUAACCUUAAUGUUCCUGGUGGAAACGAAAUAGUUAGCUACAUAGUAUCUUGUCUGAUCAGUUUUGAGAAACAUAACUCAAUGCAGUCAACGUUUAUUUAAAGGUUCUUGUGCAUUCAAGACAUUUCCUCUGUUAUGGCUUCCAGUGUCCAAGAUGAUGAGUUUGAUGAGUAUGACAAGCCGGGCGCCGAGAGGUCGCGCAGAAGAAGAGGAGAGGAGGAUCUGGACAGUGAUUUGGAAGGCGACUUACUUGAAGAGGACUGGCUUACAGCCAGAAAGAACCCCUCUGAUGCCUCCGAUGAAGAGCUAAACGAUGACCUUCUGCAGAGUGACGAGGACGAAGAAAAUAUCGGUGGACAGGCUGUAUCUCUAAGCCUCAACGCCACUGCUGGACUGAGCUCCUCCUUUGGCCUCAGCGAGGAGCCCCUGGAGGACCCAGACUACUCAGGGGCCCACCAGGGCCUGGGGGAGGAGGACUACGAAGGGGGGGACGGGGCGGAGGGGUACGCGGAAGAGGGGUACGCGGAUCACUACGGCGACCACAGCGCCGGGCUGGCGGAGGACCAGGCGGAGUACGUGGGGGAGCAGGCCGAGGACGGGAUCUACCAGGACGAGGUGUUGGACAUCGGAAUCGAUGAACCUUUAGAUGACGAAUUUCAGGUGGAUGAGUACUCCGCAGGAUACAGCAGUGAGCAGCUUGAGGUGCAGGUGGAGGUGCAGGAUGUACCAGAGAGCGAGGAGGCCGCAGACUCCUCCCACUUCAUGGAGGCUGAAGAGAUGGAGAAUGAAACUGAGCAAGAGGAAGACCUCAAGGAGGAAUCUGACGAAGAGGACGACGAAGACGAAGAGUCGGGUCGGCUGCGCUUUAAAACGGAGCGAAAAGACGUCACGGUCGUGCGGCUGUCGGACGCGACCAGCAAGAGGAGGGACAUUCCGGAAACGUUAGAGCUCUCUGAGGAGGCCAAAGCUCACCUCGCCGAGUUCGAGGAGAAGGAGCGGCAGCGGAGGCAGGGCCGCUUCGGAGGGAGAGGGAGAGGAGGACGAGGAGGGAGAGGAGGACGAGGGGGCUUCUCAGGCUUCGGCAUGCCGGACUUCAGGUGCGACGGCGGAGGGAGAGGGCGGAUGAACGAACAGAGACCCCCACUCAUGCCAGUGCAGAUGGGCAUGCAGUCCCAGUCCAGGAUGCAGCCGCAGCGCCACCAGCAGCAGUACCAGCCGCCGCCGCGGGGGCCCUUCCACGAGCAGGGCCUGCAGCGGCCCCCGCCCCAGCCCCUCAUCCCCCACCACCUGUCCCACCGCUCGCCCCCCAUGCACGGCGCGCCGCUGCGCCCCCAGAUGGACCCGCCCCGCCUCCUCAGCCCCCCGCCGGCCGCCCUGUCCCCCCAGCAGCCCAAAAACAUCCACAUCAACCCCCACUUCAGAGGCCCCGCCUCCUCCCCUGCACAAGUGCCCUUGAUGCCAGUGCAGAACCAGCCCAGACCUGCUGCGGGUCCCCUGAGAUUCCCGGGACCGGCAGACUUUCAGCAGCAGCAGCAGCAGCAGCAGCACAUGCCCGGAAACUUCAGCCAAACCCCGAGACCCCACCACCCCGAGCCCUGGAGGGGGCCCCCGCCCCCGCCCCCUCAGGAGCGGGAGCCUUUCUUCAUCGGCGAGCCGAGGUUCCCAGGACAGCAUAUGUUUGAUCAACAGAGCCCCGCUCCGCUCAUGAAUAAUAACCACCCCCAUCCUGGCCUCAAUCCCAUGGCUUUCAACCAAUCGGGGCCCGGCUUCAACCAGCAAGGGCCGCAGCCCAUGUUCCAGCGCGAGCCCAUGAGGGCCAACCUCCCGCCCCCGGGGCCCCAGGGGCCCCUGGGCAUGCCCAACCUGGGCCAGCACGGCCCGCCCAACCCCCGCCACUUCCUGCCCCAGCGGCCGCAGUUCCCCCAGCCCGGGCCGCCCCUCCCGCACCAGCACAUGCAGUACGGCAUGCAGGUACGCCCCAGAGGGCUGAUGCACCCUCCACACCAGCAAUCCCAUCAGCACGAGCCGCACGGCCCCCCCCAGCAGCAGCAGCACCCCCCCCAGCAGCGCCACGACCUGCCCCUGCAGCCCCCGCACCUGCAGCAGCACCACCACAUGCACCCCGGCGGGGACCCGCGGCCCAUCAUGCACCAGGGCCAGCAGCCCCCCUUCCGCCCGCAGAUGCACGCCAUCCAGCCGCAGGGCCACGCCCACCCCCGCAUGCAUCAGCAGCAGCACCCCCAGCCCCGCGCCAAUCCCAUCAGGCCCAGAAUGGUGAGCAAAGCCUGGCGGAACCUUCCGGACCUUUAUCCUCUCUGCCUGUGGAGCCGCGCUCCCGCUCAACUCCCCUCCCCCAUGCUGAAGCCAUCCCUGCAGCAGAUGCAGGGCCCCCCCCAGCGCAACAGCAACCUGCGGGAGCUCCCCGUGGCCCCGCCCAGCCCGGGCUUCGGCAGCCCCCGCCCCGCCACCACGCCCGCCGCGCAGGUGCGGCCCAUCGCCAGGGCCCAGCCCGCCGCCAGGCUUCCGGAGAGGACCGUGGUCCAGAAGGUGAAGAAGGAGGCCCCGGUUCCCCAGCCCGAGCCUCCACAGAAGCCGCAGCCGGAGGAUCCAGAUGAGGAUGAGGAGACCAGGCUGUACAGGCUGAAGAUUGAGGAGCAGAAGAGGCUGAGGGAGGAGAUCCUGAAGCGGAAGGAGCUGAGGAGGCAGAUGCAGGCCGGCAUGAGGAAGAGGGAGCUGCUGGAGAGACUGUCCAGCCAGCAGCAACAGCAGCAGCAAGAACAGCAACAGCAGCAGCAGCAGCAGCAGCAGCAGCAACAACAACAGCAACAACAGCAACAACAGCAACAGCAACAACAGCAGCAACAGCAACAACAGCAGCACCAACAGCAGCAGCAGCAACAACACCAGCAACAUCAGCAACAACUACAGCCCCCAGACUCCAUUGCGCCUUUCAACGGCACCGGCAUGCCUGGCCCGCCCACCCCUUCCCCCGUCCCCGCCCUCAACCCCACCCCGAGCCCAGCCAACCCUCGGCAGAACGUCAAGACCCGCCUGCAGAUGGGCAGGCCCCAGGGCCAGGGCUUCCCCGGGGGGCCCCAGCAGAGUGUCCGGCCCCUGCACCCGGGCCCCGGGGCCCAGGCCCAGUGGCAGCAGAAGAAGGCCAUGAACCGGCAAGCCCCCAACAGGCCGGGGCCCCAGUUCCCGACCCCCCAGGACCAGGGCAGGCCGGCGGUGCUGGCGGCCGUGCCGGGGGCGGGGCAGGGCCUGGGGGCGGGGCAGAGCCUGGGGGCGGAGCCGAAGACCGGCGUGAAGCGGACGGUCAUGCAGCGGAGCAACAGCAGCGGGGCGGACGCCACGCAGGUCCCUCAGAAAGUGCGGGUGGUCAAGCUGCUGGGAGGGGGCUCGGAGGCCGCCGAUGGGCCCAGCUCCGUACCUCCUCCGCAGCAGCAGAGGAUCCAGCAGGUUCCCCGGCAACCCCCGCCGCUCCGACAGGCCCCAAUCAGGAAGGUCACCAUGGGAACCGCCCCCCUGCAGCAGCUCCAGGCACCCAAGCCCAACCUGCAGCAGCUCGUGCCUCACGCAGGGAGGGGUGGCAUGGGCCCCCCCCAGCAGAACAGGGUGGUGGUGCAGGGCCGGGGCCGGGCGGGAGCGCUCCAGAUGGGCAGGGGCCGCGGCGCCGCCGGCAGGCAGAGCCCCUGCACCGUGUCCAUCGAGGGCCUCUCGUCGUCCACCACCGACGUCCAGCUCAAGAACCUGCUCAAGUCCAUCGGGCCCAUUCAGAUGUUCAAAAUGUUGCCGCAGCAGAGGAAAGCCGUCGCCAAAUUCGUCCACCCCCAGCACGCCUCCAGCUUCCAGCAGAGCUUCCACAGGCACAUGAUAGACCUGUCGCACAUCGAUGUUUCUCUGAUCGAUGGCUGAGCCCGCGCCGAGGACGCCCGCAGGCAGAGGUCGGGGAGAAGCGUCGAGGACCCCGACGGGAGUGCCGCCUCCACGCUGGCCGACGCCCACCUGCCGGCUUCCUGUCGGGACGGCCCGGGGGAAGGAUGGCGUUUUGGGCG